CAAAGGGCAGUUGACAAACACCCAUAAAAACACACACAUACACGUAGACUAGUAUUGAAAGCAAUUAACCAAAUACAACGAUGUUGGGGUCUCUCCAUUUUUGAUGUUUGAUAUAUUCAAGAAAUACAUGUAUAUAUGUAUCCAAAACCACCCCCAUAUGCCAGGGAUCCUUCUUAAACUUUGUUUCAAUUUGUCUCCUUUUCAUACUUCCAAAUCAUUUUCCUUUCUUGAGAUUCUCAUUUUUACUUUCUUCACAGUAGUAACUUAAAAAAACAAAUCCUUUGUUUUGCUUAUUCUCAUCACCACCUUCAAAACACAGUGAAGAAUUCAAUCUUUAGUUUAUCUCAACAAACUCAACUAAUUAUAGUGGAAGAUCAUAGUCAUAUUCUACUUGUUGUUUGUGCGAUUUACAAAUGGAGGGAAUGGAAAAUAUAUCUCAGUACCGAGAUAGACUCGACCAAACGGUCAUGUCUAGUGAUCUUUCUAAUGUGGAAAACCUUAAGAUCCUAGUUGAAAGUCAAAUGUCAGAAUCAAUUCAAAGUGAAGAUCAAGAUUGUAGAGAUAAAUUAGUCCAGAAAAGAACCAAGGAAGUGGCCAAUUUUCUUAGCAUGCUUAGAAGUGCUUCGGGGAAGGCGGUUAAAGAGUCAAAAGUGAACGAAACACCAAGUGGUGGUUGGAAAAUAAAACAUGAUAAUCAAGAAUGUCGUGUUAUGUAUAGGGAGGGACCUGCAGGCACUCCCUUCCAUACAUUACUUGUGGAAGGAUAUGUUGACGGGCCUCUAGAUGUUUGCAUGUGCAUAUCAUGGGAGGCAGGACUUUACCAAAAAUGGUGGCCUCAAUUCAAUAUCCCGACUUUUAAGGUUCUCUUUUCGGAAUGUGUGAAGAACAUCGGAAUGGGUGAACAAAUAUCUUUAGUGAGGAUGAAGCUCUCAUGGCCAGUAUCGGCAAGAGAGGCGUUAGUCCAUUACGUUACACUUAAUUACUACCAAGAUGAUCUCGUUAUAGUGCUUUUAAACACGGUAAUAGCUUAUGCAUAUGAAAGAUAUAAACUACUGCUUAAUAAUGAAUACUGGGACAACCUUUAUUGUCCUUGUGGACAUAAACCAAUACAACCCGUCCUUGUUUUCUCUUUUUUUUUGCAGAUUUCUGAGACAGAGGAUAUUAGUAAAAGCACUCAUGGAUUCACUAGAGAUGGUAUACCGGACGUAGGAAAUGUGAUAAGGAUGGAUGUUGUGGGAGGCCUUGCUUUACAGAAAGUGAGUGCCAAUAGAAGCUACUUCCGGGCGAUUGCAAACAUGGAUGUAAAACUUGAUUUUGUUCCUCCAGCGAUCAUCAAUUUUGUUUCCAGGCAACUUAUAGGUAGCGGCUUCAAGCUCUUUAAAAAGUACAUAUUACAACAGGAAGUGGCCUCUGUUACAAAAGGUGAUGAAGAUUUCAGUGAGGCCUUAAAAAAGCCAUUCUAUGGACGAAUUCGUGAGGCACUCUACUCAGAAAACAACGUACCUAACGGGGUUUCGAAACAAAAAGAUGUCGAUAUUUAUUAUGAGGCUGUGGAACAAAAUGAUAUCAAGAUUGUUGAUGAAGUUUUGGAACAAGAAACGGACAAUAUCGGUCAACCUGAAGAGCAUUGUACCUCAAAGAUAGAAGUGAAUGAUCAGACAUCAAUUUGUGAAAUUGAGGAAGUUGAAGAAACUGAGAGGUCACAUGAGAAUAGUUAUAGUAACAGAUUAUUAUACGAUGAUAAAAAGCAAGUUGUUGUAAGUCCUGAAGUGAAUCAAGCACUAGGAACGCUUGAAAAGGUCAUUACCAUCUUUAGAGAAUUUGGAUUUAAUCCGCGAUCAUUAUCAUUCUCGCGAUUUGUCAAUAAUGUGUUUGCUGAUCUUGAAGACAAUAAAUCAUAUGGUUCUAAACAUUUUGUAAACGAGUUAACAGCAAGAAAAUCAAAAGGAUCAAGAAACAGUUAUUCAAGUCAUAGCUCCAGGCACAAAGAUUUUGAAGUGGGCUUGGCAUCACCAGAAGACGAUACCUCAGGCUCACGCAAAACUCACAGGAGUUCAUUCUCUUUCGUCAUAAAUGAGGCUAUAAAUUCAACAUCAGCAGAAAACAAUGCCACUAAUGGGAAGCUUGAGAACGGAUUGCCUAAGAAAAAGGUCAAAAAACAAAGAUUUUGCUGCCUCAACUUCACGUCUGGGCGGCUAGUUAGUUAGAUUAUAGUUAAAAUUAUACAGGCUCAACAUACGCAAAUAUACAUAUGAUACAUUACAGGUGCAGAUGGGUCAUUUGGGUCUAGAUAUGUUCUAUAGUUUAAAAAAUGUGCGAGGAUGGAAAUUAAUUACCGUUUUCAAAGAUGUUUCUGACAUUUUUAUACUCGUAAUAACAUUCAAAAGAUGUGAAUAUAUGAAAGAUUAUAAAA
Messenger RNA from Erigeron canadensis, 2413 nucleotides. RefSeq lists its product as uncharacterized. The record is from RefSeq and is a predicted model, not a curated record. Lineage: Eukaryota; Viridiplantae; Streptophyta; Magnoliopsida; Asterales; Asteraceae. Bases 414 to 2207 code for a protein of 597 amino acids. The transcript is spliced from 10 exons.